Rhagoletis pomonella (apple maggot) is the source of this 696-nucleotide messenger RNA. Its product is annotated as E3 ubiquitin-protein ligase RHF1A-like. The transcript has a single exon. Gene Ontology annotation, biological process: protein ubiquitination. Bases 1 to 696 code for a protein of 231 amino acids. Lineage: Eukaryota; Metazoa; Arthropoda; Insecta; Diptera; Tephritidae. Gene Ontology annotation, molecular function: ubiquitin protein ligase activity. The record is from RefSeq and is a predicted model, not a curated record.
AUGUCGCCACCGAUGCAGACCGUCUGUACAAUUUGCAGGGAAAACUUUUCUGAGCGAGAUGAGGUACUUGUUGCCUCAUGCUCGCAUCGUUUUCAUAGAACUGGUUUAUUGUCGUGGCUGAAGAAAAACUCAUCUUGCCCACAGUGUAGAGCAUUAUGUACCAGUAGAGACUUCCACUCGAAUACGGGUGUUCGCACUAGAUCUCGUACUCCUGGUCUAGACACGUCAAAAACUGGUUCAAACAAUAACAUGAACUUACAGACUUCUAGCGAUACCACCCCACAACAACAUCCUCAGUCAGAAGGCGCUUGUGGUUUACCCAUUGCUGGAGGCGACACAACUAGCGUUAAAGAUAAAGAAGAAGAAAAUCGUGUUAGAAAUUUGGUUUCCGCAGUCAUAUCUGCCAGACACGCGGCUAUUUUCGAUAACUUAGAAAGUCAAGUUUCCCAACUCAUAGAACACCGGAUUGAAAGUACUUUGGCAAAUGUUUUAGAACGAAUGAAUUUGAACCACGAGCAACCGGCAGUCCGUGGUAGUAAUGUUAGCCCUGCUGCUAAUGCAUCAGCAGCCCAUCCUGCACCAAAUGGGUCUACACCAACGUGGCCUAGAGAUGCUCCUUCUUUAGUCAAUCUGAGUAAUCAGAAUUUUAUAAAUCAGAUUGAGAGUAGCCCAGCUAAUAGCCAGCUGGGAUGUUAA